AUGUCCAGCUUCCCCACUUCAUACUCUCGCGCCCCAUCGCUGAUGUUCACGAUGCAGAAUCUCAACAACAUCAACGCGACCAAUAUAUCGAUCGGUAGACUCACAAACCAGCUCGCAUCUGGACUCGAUAUCCUGCGCCCAUCAGAUGAUCCGGUCCGCAGCGCGACCAUCUCCACGCUCGACACACGCAUCGAGAGCACCAAUCAAAUCCUGCAGAACCUCAACUUCGCUGGAUCUUCUGUCGGCUCACUCGACCAGCUCCUCGCGGAUGCCAAAUCCCUUGUCGACGAAGCAGCAUCCAUCGCAUCAUCGCAAAUCAACUCCGAUCCCGAAACACGCGAGAGCCAAGCAGUCAUCAUCGAUUCACUGAUCGACUCUUUAUUCUCUAUCGCCAAUCAGGAGUCCCUCAUCGGAUACUCCUUUGGAGGAUCAGCUCCCGGCCGUCAACCGAUCAUCUACGAUCGCGGCGCGUACCGAUUUGUAGGUGAAGUCGGAGGAAUCACCGCCGCGCUCGGCGCCGCGUCCAAUGUCCCGCUCACCCUCGGCGUCGGAAACGCGAUCGGUGAACUCUCCAAUCGACUCGAAGGCAGCGUCGAUCUCGAUCCCGGACUGACUCCCGACACGCUCCUGUCGGAUCUCAACGGUGCCAACCAAGUAGGUGUCAAUACAGGAAUCAUCGAGUUCAGCUACAACGGCGGACAGGUCGCGCAGGUCGACCUCGCCGGAGCGGUCACCGUAGGCGAUGUGCUCGAUCGACUCAACGCCGCGGUCGUGCAGUACGAAGCAGACCAAUCCGUCACCGUGCUCGGACCAAGCGCCUUCUCCAUCAACGGCGACUCCAUCAGCAUCGAUAUCCCCGCAGGGAACCUCGAGUUCUUCGAUCUGCAGGGAUCGAACAUCGGUUCCGAUCUCGGCUUGGUCAACAAUGCCGCCGUGCCGUUCUCUUCGACCAAUCCCGAUGGACUCAACCUCGAUCCGCAACUGACUUGGACCACCCCAGUAUCUGUAUUCAACGGAUUGGGUGGAUCUCCACUCGGAUCGAUCCAGCUCACCAACAACGGCUCAACACACACCAUCGAUCUCUCUGGAGCCCAAACCCUCGCAGACAUCAAGAGCGCGAUCGAAUCCGGAAACACAGGCGUGCGAGUGCUGAUCUCGGAAGACCAACGCUCAAUCAACAUCAUGACCGAGAGCGCUGGACUCCAAUCCCACGCGCUCUCGAUCGCGGAAGUUGCCGGAGGAGGAGGCACCGCGGAACUGCUAGGUAUCCGCACAUUCGCCGCCGACACACCGAUCUCUGUAUUCAACGAUGGUUCAGGCAUCAACAUCGUCACCGGACGCACCGAUCCGCUCACUGGACUUGUCGAUCCAGCUCUCAAUACCGAUUUCGAGAUCAACCUCGGCGAUGGAUUCACGAUCAGCAUCGAUCUCGGACCGAGUGACAUCACCACAGUCGGAACCCUCGUCAACGCCAUAAACACCCAAGCAGACGCGCAGCUCACCGCCGCGGGUCGUCCAACCACAGAUUUCACGGCCAAUGUCGGCGCAAUCAGCAACGGCAUCGAGUUCAACCAAGAUCCUGGACUCGCAACAGGUGGCGCUAUCUCAAUCCGUCCCGUCAACAACUCCACCGCCGCUCAGCAGCUCGGAUUCCUUGACGCAAAGGCGAACGGGAGCGGCACACUUUUGCGCUCCGAGGAUCGUGCCACAAUCCGUGUAAACAACCUUUUCUCCCAUCUUCUGGACCUUUCCGAGGCAUUGAAGAACGACGACACCUUUGGCAUCGAACUUGCGACAAAGAGACUCGGACUGAGUCAGGAUCAUGUGAUCCAAGCUCGAUCCACCGUCGGCGGAUACGCACGCCGUCUCGAUGACGAGACACGCCGACAAGAGGACCGCCUCGUAUAUGACGAAGCCGUCCGCUCGCAGCUCAGAGAUCUGGACUUUGCGUCCGCAUCCUCCGAGUUCGCGCAGCUGCAACUCCAGCUCCAAGCGGGGCUCAGCGUUGCAGCACAAACACAGCAGCUCACGCUGCUGGACUUCCUCGGCUAA
This is a messenger RNA of Symbiodinium sp. CCMP2592, 2052 nucleotides long. Lineage: Eukaryota; Dinophyceae; Suessiales; Symbiodiniaceae. The record is from the annotation of a GenBank genome assembly.